AUGAAGACGCAACUGGAGCGCAUCCAGAAAUCGGACAUCACGGCUUUUCGGAAGCAGGCGCUCGCCAUGCUGUGCCAGAUUCCACGCGGCAGAUAUAGCACUUAUGGAGCUAUGGCUGACCACAUAUCCCAGACGUCGCACAAGACUUGCGCUCGGGCUGUUGGUAGUGCCAUGCGGAACAACCCAUUUGCGCCAGAAGUCCCCUGCCACCGAGUUCUUGCUGGCGAUGGAAGUCUUGGUGGCUUCAAAGGUCAUUGGGGCGAGAAAGGCCAAUUUGCCAGUCUGAAGCACGAGCUGCUAUACAAGGAGGGAGUACGCUUCGACUCUACCGGUAAAGUCAAAGGGCCGCCAUUCUGUGACUUUACCUGA
Molecule: messenger RNA, 369 nt
Organism: Pseudocercospora fijiensis CIRAD86
Lineage: Eukaryota; Fungi; Ascomycota; Dothideomycetes; Mycosphaerellales; Mycosphaerellaceae
Exons: 2
Coding region: 1-369 (122 amino acids)
Biological process (GO): DNA repair
Molecular function (GO): methylated-DNA-[protein]-cysteine S-methyltransferase activity
Source: RefSeq, a predicted model, not a curated record